Toxoplasma gondii ME49 is the source of this 3747-nucleotide messenger RNA. RefSeq names its product SAG-related sequence SRS67 (gene SRS67). Lineage: Eukaryota; Apicomplexa; Conoidasida; Eucoccidiorida; Sarcocystidae. Bases 1046 to 1678 code for a protein of 210 amino acids. The record is from RefSeq and is a predicted model, not a curated record. The transcript has a single exon.
UCCUUACGAUAAUAAAAGUGGAAAUUCCCCAGCCUUCUACUGGAAACACCUGUGAACAGGAUGUACCUAAAAGGUACAAAAGCGGAAGAACCAUGGCAAAUCAGAAACUGCCGUCUCGAUUUCCGCACUCUCGUAUAUUCUGCGCCGCGCAACAUGAAAAUUGGAACAGCUCUGCUUUAGCCGCCAAGGAAAAUAACAAACUAAAAAAAUCUCCUGCAUUCUUGCUUGUCGCCGCAAGCCACGAGUAUCGUGACACGAGGCGGCGAUACGAAUCCAUUUUUGUGCUUGCGAUAAAGAAUGUAGCAAAACGGGGGUGAUGCAUAUAAACACCAUGUGGCAUUGUUUCAGUAAUAAAGCACUCGCACUAUGGCUUCGGCAUGGUAUCUGAAGUGCGUGCAGCGAACGGACCUAGCGCCAGACACCUGGUCGAUACCCUGGAACAAGCAUCGAAACUCGUUAGUGAUCUCCACAGGAAACACAAUGUUGAGAAUUGCGACCUAGACAGGGUUGCUCUGUACAUGUUUUCCUUUGCUGAUGCAGCUUUACACGGCGUAAGAAGUGGACGAUUUGCUCGAAUAUUUCUUUUGGAUCGUCGGUUCCGCUUACGCUGUUCCCCAGAACGGGGUCGCUGUGGUCACAGAAUCGUUGACUCUGUGCGUCGCAAAGAAAUCCUGCUGGCCAUGGAAUGUGCAGAGUGUCACAAAUGAUUUUUCGGGAUCGGCUGGAAGCAGGUACUGUAAAAUCGAUUUGCGUUUCUUCUUGAGUGGUCUACGGACCGUGUUCGAUUAGCUCCCCCUCUACAAGGUUUGUGGCGUUCGUGUACGGCUUAACUUCUGUUCCGUGCCUGUGUGUUUCUCUGUGUCGAGAUACCGGCGCUGGAGAAUGUCUCGUCCAUGCGUUAUGAAGUUUAAUCCAGGAGAGUCGUGAUUUUGGGUUAUGUGGUUUCACGUUUGAGAGGCUAGUUGCGGAAGAAGUUGAGUGUGACUCAAGGGCUCAGGGAAGUUUUCAACUCACUUGUCGACUUCAGUCCCUAUCAGCUGCGGCAAUGGCGUUCAGAAAACCACUUUUCUCAGGCAGGCAGUGGGUUGCCCUGAUGUGCGUGUUUGCUGCUGUUGGUGGAAAGAGUGUUCUCCACAGCGGUGUGCACGGCAGAGUUUUAGACGCGCUAAUUGAUGUGAAAGAGCCGAGACAUGUUUCUAUUUCAAUGCAGUAUGGAGACGAGCUUCGCCUGCUGUGCACGGGGGCGACGGCGACAAUUCCGCAGAAUUUCAAGGUCAAGUGUUGCAACGAUUUCGGAGCAAUCUGUACCCCUGGAAAAGUUGAGUCUGAGUAUCAGGGGAUGUUUCCCCUCGCAGGAAAAGAGUUUCUGUUCUGGACUGGAGGGAAUGCCAUAACCACUCCAGCCACGUUUCGCCUGCCUCCGUUGGAGAAAGGAAAUCGCUACAAAGAGCGAUUCAGCCUUGGCUGUGUAGAUGAAAAGAACCAGGUAUCAGUCAUCGAUGUCACCGUCCUUGCCUCGGACUACAAUCUCCGUGACGACUUCUCCGAGGCCAUGAGGAGGCAACGUCAGACGGAAAAAGACAGAGUCCAAGAAUCAGGCGUGGGUGCCCUUGCCUCUUUCCCCGUUGCUGUGGUCUUCUCGCUUCUCUCAUUCGUAAGCGUGUCGCAAACACUUUGACUGCGCUUUUCUAAUUUGAAGCACACGACAGCGGGGAAACGUGGUGUGUCCGUUUCUACUUUCCUUGUUUGAAGGUCAGAUUCGCAGGAGCCAUCACUCAGACAUGAGUAUAUGCUGUUUCUGGAGAGUACAUACUACGGUUGGACUCCUGGUGUAUAUCUUGAAGGCCUUCGUUUGGGGAGUUAAAGCACGAGAAAAAGUACCAAGCUAGGCAGAGACAGGGUUGCUGCUUGUGACGUUUAAUUGUGUAACUGAGGGAGAUCCUCAAAGUUUGCGGAAGAUGCGUUUUUCUGGAAUGCUCUGUCACAUUCCAGACGAACGUUUUGCGUAGUUGCGGAAACAAGCAGGUGUGAGGCCCUUUGCUAUUUUGCGGAACCAGUUCACCGAUUGGCGCAUGCUUCCGACAUGUGUCAUUUCUUUCCAAGAAUAUGUUCAGCGUUUCACAUGGCAUGAUUGCUUUCGCAGUGGUCCCGAGACGGGUUCCUUUUCUUGCUGGUUAACAACUGUGCAACAGUAUACGUGCAAGAACAGUAAAUCGUGUUGUGCGUCAAAGACGUGUACGUUGUCGUGAGGCACAUUUCGGACGUCGCAGAAAAGGAAUAUAUAUGCCGGUGUUACGGAAUCAACAAAACACAUUCGCCGAUUUCUGGAGGGCGCAAAGACCGUUUCUCCAAGGGUUUUGAAUUCCGUAACCUCUGGUGCAUUGCCCACAUCUGCCGCUCCACGGUAUACUACCGCAGGGGUGCCUCUACGAUCCGGCGGUUCACCGUCAUUCACAAAAAAUAGUCCGCAUCUGCCGGUAGGAGAUGUUAUGGUGUAUCACUGACAGGCAGACUUGGUUGCUGCUUCGGCCGGAACGUGAGCACCGUGUGUGUUUUUCUACGGUGCUACUGAUAUUUCGCUGCACUUCGUUUCCUUUCGUUCUGUAUGAGCAUUUUCGCGAGCCGGUUGCAACGUCCAGAAGGACGGAUGUUCGCGUUCUUUUGCAAAUGGCUACGAGUAUUUGUUGGACUUCUGGUUCAGAUCUUGAAGGUCUUUGUUCACCGAAUCCAAGUUCUGUUGUGCAGACACACGUCGAAAGGCAAAAACGUUUCGAGGAAUGCUCCACUUCACGCUGGAUUUGUCCAAAAUAAUAACGUACCAACACAACCUUGUGGAGAUGGGCAAUACAGCUUGGCAGUAAAUCACACGCAUAGUAAAACGACCGCUUCACGCUGCCACACACCCUAUGAAAUCCCGAAAACUGCAACAGAAGGUUCAACUGGGUGUCUCGCCUCUCUAGUACCACGGGUUCAUGCUGCUGAACAUCGUACUGCAGGAUUCUGUCAUGAAAGGAGCUUUGCGGAGGAUACAGCUAGCUGUAUACUCUGAGCGGUUUCCAGAGGACCGGCUGGGGGGGGGGCAUUUUCUAAGAAGCGUUCUCCGUCGUAGCGCGCUGUGUACAACCAUCGAGGUGAUACUGCGUAUUUUCAUAUUUCUGGGAUCUGAAAGAAAAACGUGAAUCUGCAGCGUGAGCCAUAAUGCCUGAGAUCAUAUGCACGACCCCAAGUGUGCAACUCCGGAGUUUCCAGCUGAGGUCCUAUCGCUUUGUUCCUCUGGCUGCGAUCUGUAAACACAGGGAAUAGACCAUUUCGGAUUUAUUGACCAUUUUGAUGUCCUUUUUUAACAGUCUCUUGCAACCUCGGAGGUGUGUAAACUCGGAAAAGCCCAUUAGAUACGCCAGCUACUUUUGCUAGCGAUUGCCGUGGAGAUCAGAAACGCUGGUGAAGACUCUUUCCCAGAACAAUGUGCACUGUAGAGACCACAGAAAAUUGUUUUCCCCUUGUCUCGGCGACACGUGAAAUUUACAUGUCUACGUUUGUGGCGUAUGCCAUUCUUCCCGGCAUUUGACGUAGAAGCUAGAAACAGAUGCGAAACAUUGCAUACACCCCCUGCUGCAAAUGUGUCUAUCUGAUUCUACAUGUGUACGUGAAAAUGCUUGUUGCUAUCGGCACACGAACACAAGAUGACAUGCUUCCGGUGUGGAGAGAAAUCUCGUCACGCACACCACGGAAUGCCGCUGGAAAGGA